Messenger RNA from Parnassius apollo (apollo), 324 nucleotides. The record is from the annotation of a GenBank genome assembly. NCBI's taxonomy places the organism in Eukaryota, Metazoa, Arthropoda, Insecta, Lepidoptera, Papilionidae.
AUGCACAAGAUUUUAGUCCAUGACGCAGUCAUAAUUGAAAAGGCAUUAUUACCAAUCGGACAGCUUUCCGAGGAAGCAGCUGAGGCUCGCAAUAAACAUUUUAGAUGUUUCCGACAAGAUUUUGCGAGGAAAUUUUCCAGAAAAGAUUGUAAUCAGGAUAUUUUUAAUCGCCUUCUGCUCAGUUCAGAUCCUUUGCUCAGUAGCAUGCGAACUGUAAAGAAAAGGAAAGUAGAAACAUUUUUGCCUGAAACCUUAGCCAUGUUUGUAUCUGCGGAAUCCAACAUAUUAUCUGAAAAUUCAUCAGAGAGCGACGAAGAAACUUAG